Parasteatoda tepidariorum (common house spider) is the source of this 841-nucleotide messenger RNA. RefSeq names its product calcium load-activated calcium channel. Lineage: Eukaryota; Metazoa; Arthropoda; Arachnida; Araneae; Theridiidae. The record is from RefSeq and is a predicted model, not a curated record. Gene Ontology annotation, cellular component: endoplasmic reticulum membrane; cytoplasm; endoplasmic reticulum. Gene Ontology annotation, biological process: endoplasmic reticulum calcium ion homeostasis. Gene Ontology annotation, molecular function: calcium channel activity.
UUAUUUUCCACUGGACUAGGUGUAUACAGUUUUUUCAGUUUUAAUUUUUUCUCUAAUAACUGCAAUAAAAUAGUCUUGAAUUUCAGAAACGAAUUAAACUUUUUAAUCCAUAUCCGUCUUUAUGUUUAAAUGAUUUUUAUUCAUUUGAUUUUUAUUAAAAUUUAAUGCCAUUCCUCUCUUCUCUCUAGUAGAUUAUGUCAAUUUGUUGAUUGUUUGUUUGGUUUCGGUUUGUUAAAUUUUUUGCUGCAAGCAUAAAAUAAUCAUGUUGAACGACAGUUUUGUAAUUUUGUGCAUUUCAAUUUUUACUGCUUUAUUGGGUGAAGGCUUAACAUGGCUUAUGGUGUAUAGGACAGAAAAGUAUCAAAAGCUUAAAGCAGAAGUAGAAAGACAAAGUAAACGAUUGGAGAAAAAGAAAGAAGUUCAUGGAGACACAGUCGAUCGGCAACAAAAGAAAAAAAUUGAACGAGAAGAAGAAAAAUUGAAAAAUAACAAUAGAGAUCUAUCUCUUGUCAAAAUGAAAUCUAUGUUUGCUAUAGGAUUUGCAUUUACUGCUCUACUCAGUAUGUUUAACUCAAUAUUUGAUGGACGUGUAGUGGCCAAACUACCUUUCAUCCCUAUUGGAUGGAUUCAAGGAUUAUCUCAUAGAAAUCUAAUUGGCGAUGAUUUUAGCGAUUGUUCAUUCAUUUUUUUAUACAUCCUAUGCACCAUGUCCAUUAGACAAAAUAUUCAGAAGAUGCUUGGAUUCGCUCCUUCUAGGACUGCUAACAAACAAAGUGGAAAUAUUUUUGCACCUUCAGCCCAACCAAUAAAAUAGUUUCAAUAAAUAUAUUUUACUUAUUAA